Penicillium longicatenatum is the source of this 1719-nucleotide messenger RNA. RefSeq names its product SAP domain protein. The coding region runs from base 1 to 1719 and encodes 572 amino acids. The record is from RefSeq and is a predicted model, not a curated record. The transcript has a single exon. NCBI's taxonomy places the organism in Eukaryota, Fungi, Ascomycota, Eurotiomycetes, Eurotiales, Aspergillaceae.
AUGACUGAUUACACCUCAUGGAAGGUCGCUGACCUGAAGUCGGAGCUGAAGAAUCGCGGUAUCCCCCAGACUGGCCUCCGCCUCAAACAACAGAUCAUCGACAAGCUGCUUGAGGAGGAUGACAAGGCGCAACCUGAGGGAAAUGCUAUCGCCUCUGAAUCCGAACCACAACCUCAAGCUGAGUCAGAGCAAGAACCCGACGCCGAGAAGGCGCACGCCCCAGAUAAUGCUCCUCCCGCGCAAGAAUCGCAACCCGAACCUACGCCCGAAGAACCCCAAGAGAAACCUGUAACACAAGAAGAACCUGUUCAACCCACUCCUACCCAUGACGAGGAAAAGACCGAGGAUGCAGCCGAACCUCAAGUAGCUGCCGAAAAGCCGGAAGAGGAAAAACCAAUUGAAGGGGAAACCACAGAAGCCGCGGCGCCUGAGGAAAAGGUCGAAGCACAACCGGCUGAGGAGGCUCCUGAGGAAGCUGCUGAGCCGACGAAAGCUGAUGAGCCUUCAAUGCCUCCUCUUGCCCCGUCAUCCGAAGCUAACACGGGACUUUCCACGCCUCUCCCUAUUGAAGAGGCGUUGGAAGAUAAACGCAAGCGCAAACGUCGCUCCCAAAGCCCCGUCCCUACACCGGAAGCGAUGGCAAACAAGAAAGCUCGAGCACAGGAAGCUAGUCCCCGGGUCCAGAUGGACGAGGACCAUGAAGAUUCUACUCAGGACAAAGAGCCCGUGGCUUCUACAGAGGAGCAGAGUGCGCCCGCGAAGCAAGCCCCGUCUGCACCACACAAGGAUGCGCGCUUCCGGGGUCUCUUCGCACCCACCCGCCCAGCUGCGGAUAGGAUAUCUCCUCCGCCCCCGGCUGGUGACAUUACAAUGGAAGAUGUGGAAGUCGAACCAGCCUUGCACCCAGCAACCGCUGCCGUCUACAUCGAUGGAUUGAUGCGCCCAAUGCAGCCCCAAGCACUCCGCAACCACCUAGUCAGUCUCGCAACUGCACCCGGCUCCGAACCCAACCCCAGCGUUGUCCAAGACUUCUUCCUCGACUCAAUCAAAACCCACUGCUUCGCCGGAUUUGCCGACAUCGCCGCCGCAUCGCGCGUCCGCGCCGCCCUACACAAUACUACAUGGCCCAACGAGCGCAACCGCAAGAUCCUCCGCGUCGACUUCAUCCCCGAAGACAAAAUCAAAGAAUGGAUUCAAACGGAGGAGUCAUCUCGCAACCGCGCUGGCCCCCCUGUCCGCUGGGAAGUACGAUACGAGUCCACGGAAGACGGCAUGCGUGCCAUGCUCGCGGAAUCAGACGGGGUGAACUCGCGCGCAGCUCCGCCACGAACACGAGAUGGGUUCAACAGGACUCCACCUUUGGGUCCGCGUGGCAGUGUUGCGCAGGCACAGGCGGAUCGUCGGCAGUCAAAUGCCCCACCUGCGCCUCCGUCGCGGCCCGGACAGGGGUUUAAGCCUCUGGAUGAGAUUUUCGAAUCUACUACCACGAAACCUAAGCUUUACUAUAAGCGCGUUCCGCGUAAGGUUGCGGAUAAGCGAUUGGAUCAGUUCGAUGAGUUGUUGAGUAAGGGUUCGUUCCCGCGUCGUGGGGGCGAUGAGAUGCGACGCAUUACUUUUGAAGAUGAUGAUUACUUUGUGGAUGUUGGGCCGGAAUAUGGUCCUCGAGCUUUGCAGCGACGUCAAGGACGAGGAGGCCGGGGAGGACGACGACGUGAUUAA